This is a messenger RNA of Tetranychus urticae (two-spotted spider mite), 2574 nucleotides long. RefSeq lists its product as uncharacterized. Lineage: Eukaryota; Metazoa; Arthropoda; Arachnida; Trombidiformes; Tetranychidae. The record is from RefSeq and is a predicted model, not a curated record. Gene Ontology annotation, molecular function: molecular adaptor activity. Gene Ontology annotation, biological process: signal transduction.
UUUCAUUUAUUGUUUACAAUUUGAACUUGUUUUACAGUUUUUCUGAAUCGUAUUGCUAUGAUUUUUUUAUUUCUUUAACUCACCUUUCCUUUUUCAAUGAUGGAGGUAAUACCCAUAGACGAGGAUGAUGAUGAUAAUGAACUCCACUGCCAUCAACAAUUACAGUUUAUUUCAAGUGAGAAUACAAAUGAAAGUACUGAUUUAUCGUCUUUGGAGUGUUCAUAUGCUGAUGCUCAUCUACUCCAAGAAAAACUCAAAAUGCUCAAUGUUUACAUUAGUAAAUUGAUUUCGGUUAAUUCAAAAGUAACUAAAGAAAAAAAUGAUGCCAUCAGUGAAAAAAGAAUCUGCAAAACGCAAGUUGAUGAAUUAUCUAAAGAGAAGGAAAAAUUGGAAACCGAAUUGAAAGAAGCUACACGAACCGUCGAUCUAUUGCAAGAGGAAUUAAAUGACAAACAUCUUCAAUUAAGUGCAUUGAAAUCACGAUUGGACGGGACCUCUUGUUUGGAUAUUAAUCAAUUGAAAGCAUCCAUCAGUGAUUUAAAACGCAUGUUAACUGUUGAACAAGAGAAAAGUGAACAUUUAAUUUCUAAAGUUGAUGAUUUGCAAUUAGCUGUUGAUGAAAAGAAUAGCCGAAUAUCUCAAUUGGUUAAUGAACUACAACAAUAUGAAAUUGAUAAAGCAUCCUUGGAAAACGAAGUUCAAGAAUUGUUAAAAGAUAAACAAUGUUUAGUUGAGGAGAAAGAAAAGCUUGAACAAAAGCUCGAAGACAUUGUAUUGGAUCGUGAAAUUGAUGCAGAAGAAAGAUUUCAAGACUCUAAAGAUUCAAAUAUCAUGAUUCCUCAAUUAAUGAAAUUAGUUAUACGUGAUAAAAACGACGAAAUCGAUGAAUUAACAAGUCAACUCAAAGAAAUAGAAGAAAGGAUUGCAAUCAUCCUACCUUUUUCUCAACAAAAUUCAAGUCCAAUUUCAAUGGUGGAUGAGUUGGUAAACAACUAUCUAAGUUUGAAAAAUAAGGAUGAUCUUAGAUCAACCAUGAAAAGUCCAGUUCCCAGUAUGUUAUCCCAGUGUCAAAGCCUUCCUCCUUCGCCAAGACGAUCAAUUUAUGAGAAUUUACUGUCUUCUAACAAAUCCAGUUCCUUGAAACUCGUGCGAAAUGGUGAUAAAUCAUUUAACCCUGACUCUGAGAAAGAAAUAUCUGAACUUCAAUUGAAAUGUGAUAAGAUGUACUUCGCAAUGAGCAACUUGAAAGAAGAAAAUGAAAUUUUAAGAACUGAACUUGAAAACCUUCGUGAAGAAAGGCGACCUAUGGAAUUGCCAUCUGUAAAUAAUAAUGAUUUAAUGGACAAAGAUUCAGAUUUCAUUGACGAAGAGGAUAGCAUUGAAGAUGCUUUGCUCAAAAUUCACAAACAAAGCACUGAGAUAGUCGCUCUUAGUGAAACUUCCAAAAUAUCUCAAGAAACAGUUAUUCAAGCAAUUAUUGACAUUCUUCCUGAUAUUUUAUUGGAUCAAAAUAAUGGAAAUGCUACCUAUGAUGUCAUCGAUACAAAGCAUUAUGGAAACAAUCAUUAUGAUAAGUGUGAUAUCAAUAGUGAGAGAAUUCAAUCGUUUUUGGAUAAAUUCCGAGCUAAAAAACUUGGAAUCCAGUUGUUGGAGAAAUUGUGGGAAAUUAAAAAGGUUUACUCAGAUGCCCAUGAGAAGGUGAAAUUUCAUAUUAUCCAAAAUGAAACUAUUUCUGGUCAAUUGUCAGCUUUGGAGGCUGCAUUAAUUAAAGCUCAAGAAAAAUUGGAUGUUUACCAAAAAAAGUACGACAAGGUUAAGAAGAAGCUCAAAGAACAAAGCAAUGCCAAACUAACUCAGCCAAGUAACAACAAUAUUCACAAAGACGUUGUUAGUUAUAAUCAUAACGGAAAUUCCUAUCCAACCGUAAAUCCAAUUGACAAGGUGAAGGUUGAUCAAUGUAGUCAUGGUGAACUAUACCAUCAAUACAGAAGAUGUUUAAGUCACCGAAAUUCACUGAUUUAUCAGAAAAAAUAUCUGCUCAAUGUUCUUGGAGGUUAUCAAUUGACUGAAAGAGCAACUCUUGCACUUCUUGCAAAUCCAAAUGUUACCACUAAUGAAUCAUCUUUACCUAACCCAGGACGAUUACGUUUUAAAAGCAUGGUGAUUGCUGUUAUUGCCAUUCACAGGAUUGUUCACAUCCGUUUAAAACAUUUAACAUACCCAGCAAAAAAUGACCCACAACCGAUUACCCAAACAUCUUCCAAAGUCACUGUUCUUCCAUCAACUCUUCAUGUUGAUUUGUCACCAAAUCCAAUAUCUUCUAAACCAAUAGCCAAGGAUCAAUCAACCACUUUAAAAAGUGUUCAAACCAAUGCAACUAUAAGAGAGUUUGUCACUCGCCUCCAGCGACUUCAACGCACACUUGGAGUUCAUUAUGAAACUCGAUAUAACGCUAAUGAGAUACUAUUUUCAGAUGAAAAAACUUGAUUACUCUUUUUCUGGUUUCUCAGUGUAAAUGUUUAUACUCAAACAAGUCUACCAUUGAUCAUAACUAAAGUCACUUCCCACUAUUCU